Equus caballus (horse) is the source of this 4743-nucleotide messenger RNA. RefSeq names its product zinc finger protein 529 (gene ZNF529). The record is from RefSeq and is a predicted model, not a curated record. NCBI's taxonomy places the organism in Eukaryota, Metazoa, Chordata, Mammalia, Perissodactyla, Equidae. Gene Ontology annotation, biological process: regulation of transcription by RNA polymerase II. Gene Ontology annotation, molecular function: DNA-binding transcription factor activity, RNA polymerase II-specific; RNA polymerase II cis-regulatory region sequence-specific DNA binding.
CCGGCUCGCACCCGGUCCUCCCGGGCCCGGCUUCUUCCGUUUCCCUCCUCGGCUGCCACGGCCGGGCUUCCGCUUCCCUUUGCUGCGCCCCCGGGCCCCGGUUUGCGACUGCUUCCUGGGCUUGGGUGCUGGGUUCUGGUUCCUCCCACCCCCUCUCCUCGCUCCCAGACCAUCACCUGGCUCUUGGGAGUCUGGAAGAGCCACAGCGGCGACCCUCGGCCUCGGCGAGCGGCCGGCCCCGGGCCUCCCACGAGCCUCCCGGGCUCCGCAGCGGUGAGCUGAGCCCCCAGCUACACAAGCGGGACGUUUUCGUUUCUGCACUACGUUUCCCACAGGCCCCAGGGCCGCGAGAACUUCGACCCUUGGUUCCCCUUCCGGUGUCUUCGUGGUUACUGGGUUAAGCCGGGUGAGUUGAGGUGACCCAGUUCGGCUGCGGGAGGGGCUCGCGGUGAGGCCUCAAGCGCCCGGGGCGCGGAGGGGACAUUGGAGCCUCGAGGCUGUGUGUGCGUGAGCCGCGGAGCACGGGACUGCGGGGGCUCGUCUGUGACGGCGUCACUGUGGAGUUAGUCCGCGCGUGUCAGUGAGAGGGAGAAACAGCUUCUGCCAGAGAAGGCUCCUGAAGUGGAGGAGAGCAUUGCCACUUACAUAAUGGCCCGUUCAAGUUUUGAUGGGGACCCUGCCUGUGGAGCUCCUCAUGCCAUGAUGCCAGAAGUGGAAUUCCCUGACCAAUUCUUGACAGUUCUAACCAUGGACCAUGAAUUGUUGACAUUCAGGGAUGUGGUCAUCAACUUCUCUCAGGAGGAGUGGGACUAUCUGGAUUCUGCUCAGAGGGACUUGUACUGGGAUGUGAUGAUGGAGAACUACAGCAACUUGGUUUCACUUGAUUUGGAGUCCAAAUAUGACACAAAGAAUUUAUCUAUAGAGAAGGACAUUACUGAAAACAACAGUUCUGAGUGGAAAGUAACAGAAGGUAGUAAAUUCCUUGGUUUUGAGAGCUCCUUUUUUAGAAAUGACUGGCAGAGCAAAAGCAAGACUGAAGUACGAAGACCUGAAGUGGGAUCCUUCAGUCAAAUGACAAUCAUCUCUGAAAAAUUGCCCAAUUACAAAAAUCAUGAAUCUCUUACAUUACAUCAGAGAAUUCAUGAAAGCAAGAAGCCCUAUGAAUAUAAAGAAUAUGGGAAGGUCUUCAGUUGUGACUUAAACUUUGAUGAAUAUGACAGAAUACAUACUGGUGAGAAAACCUAUGAAUGUAACAGAUAUUGGAAAACCUUUGGAGUAGAUGACCCACAUACCCUACCACUGAAUAUUCAUACUGGUAUAAAACCUUGUAAAUAUAUGGAAUAUGAGGAUGCGUUUAGUUUUUAUGAAGACCUUAGUGUACAUCAGAAAAUUCAUGAUGAUCAGAAGUGCUAUAAAUGUAAGGAAUACGGAAGAACCUUCAGAAGAGUUGAAGCAAUUACUCCACUUCAAAGAAUACAUGAUGGUGAGAAACCCUAUGAAUGCACUUUCUGUGGGAAAUCCUUUAGAGUGCAUGCACAACUUACUCGACAUCAGAAAAUCCAUACAGAUGAGAAACCUUAUAGAUGUAUGGAAUGUGGCAAGGACUUUAGAUUUCAUUCACAGUUAACUGAACACCAGAGAAUUCACACUGGUGAAAAACCGUACAAAUGUAUACAAUGUGAGAAGGUCUUUAGAAUUAGUUCACAGCUUAUUGAACAUCAGAGAAUUCAUACUGGUGAGAAACCUUAUGCAUGUAAAGAAUGUGGGAAGACUUUUGGAGUCUGUAGAGAACUUGCUCGACAUCAGAGAAUUCAUACUGGUAAGAAACCCUAUGAAUGCAAGGCAUGUGGAAAGGUCUUUAGAAAUAGUUCAUCUCUGACUAGACACCAGAGAAUUCAUACUGGUGAGAAACCCUAUAAAUGUAAGGAAUGUGGGAAAGCUUUUGGAGUAGGUAGUGAACUUACUCGACAUCAGAGAAUUCACAGUGGUCAGAAACCUUAUGAAUGUAAAGAGUGUGGAAAGUUCUUUAGACUUACUUCAGCCCUUAUUCAACAUCAGAGAAUUCAUAGUGGUGAGAAGCCUUAUGAAUGUAAGGUAUGUGGGAAGGCCUUUAGACACAGUUCAGCCCUUACUGAACAUCAGAGAAUUCAUACUGGAGAGAAACCUUAUGAAUGCAAGGCAUGUGGAAAGGCUUUUAGACAUAGUUCAUCCUUUACAAAACAUCAGAGAAUUCAUACUGGUAAGAAACCCUAUGAAUGUAAGGAAUGUGGGAAUGCCUUUAGUAUGGGCAGGCACCUUACUUGAUAUCAAAGAAGUUAUACUGGUGAGAAAGAGAAACCUUUUGAAUGUAAGGAAUGUGGAAAAAUGUUUAGCCUGAAGCAAAACCUCAUAGAGCAUAAGAAAAUGCAUACUGGAGAGAAAUCACAUGAAUGUACUGAAUGUGGUAAAGUAUUCUCUCGAGUCUCCUCCCUUACUCUACAUUUGAGAAGUCAUACAGAAAAGAAACCAUAUAAAUGUAAUAAAUGUGGAAAAGCCUUCAGCCAGAAGGGAAACUUCCUUUCUCAUCAGAAACAUCAUAUUGGAGAGAAACCUUAUGAAUGUGGGAAAGCUUCUAUUCAGAUCCCAAGCCUCAUUAAACACCAGAGAAAUCAUACUGGAAACAAACCAUAUGCAUGUAAGGAAUGUGGGAAAGCCUUCAAUGGCAAAUCAUAUCUCACUGAGCAUGAAAAAAUUCAUACAGGAGAGAAACCAUUUGAAUGUAAUCAGUGUGGAAGAGCCUUCAGCCAGAAGCAAUACCUUAUUAAACAUCAGAAUAUCCAUAGUGGAAAGAAACCCUUUAAAUGUAAUGAGUGUGGAAAAGCCUUUAGCCAGAAGGAAAACCUCAUUAUCCAUCAAAGAAUACAUACUGGAGAGAAACCUUAUGAAUGUAAAGGAUGUGGAAAAGCUUUCAUUCAGAAGUCAAGCCUCAUUAGACACCAGAGAAGUCAUACAGGAGAGAAACCCUAUAUAUGUAAAGAAUGUGGAAAAGCCUUCAGUGGCAAAUCAAAUCUCACUGAGCAUGAGAAAAUUCAUAUUGGAGAGAAACCCUAUAAAUGUAAUGAAUGUGGAACAAUCUUUAGGCAGAAGCAAUACCUCAUUAAACAUCACAACAUUCAUACAGGAGAAAAACCCUAUGAGUGUAAUAAAUGUGGAAAAGCAUUCUCUCGAAUUACAUCACUUAUUGUACAUGUGAGAAUUCAUACAGGUGAUAAGCCUUAUGAAUGUAAAAUAUGUGGGAAAGCCUUCUGUCAAAGCUCAUCUCUUACUGUGCAUAUGAGAAGCCAUACAGGGGAGAAGCCCUAUGGUUGUAAUGAAUGUGGGAAAGCUUUCUCUCAGUUCUCAACUCUUGCUCUACAUAUGCGAAUCCAUACAGGAGAAAAACCUUAUCAAUGUAGUGAAUGUGGGAAGGCUUUUAGCCAGAAGUCACAUCACAUCAGACACCAGAGAAUUCAUACUCAUUAAAGCUCUAUGAAUGCCUUGAAUUUAGGAAAACUUUGAACAGAAUUCAUACUUAACAGUAUAUCAGAAAAUUCAUUUUGCAGUAAAUUGAUGUGAAUGUGGAAAAUCCUUCAGCAAGAACUCAAAACUUCAAAUACUGAGAAUUUUAAUAAGAAGUAUCAUAGUAUCAUGAAAACCUAUACCCCCAGAACUCCCACAACAAACAUUGUUAAUGCUGUACUUUUAGGAGCAUUGUCAUUGAAGUAAGCAUCCAGUCAUAGAAAAUAAUCAACACAGUUCUGGAAGGCCUACCUGGUGCAUUAAGACAAAGAUAUGAGAGGUAUAAAGAUUUGAAAUUGAGACAAAAUUGUUCAUUAUUUGUUAUAUGUUUUGCUACAUUUUAAUCAUCAAAAUUAUUUCCUCUUGAUGCAGUGAUAGAAAAUAGAUUGUGACAGAAUGUUGUAUCCAGAAACAUGCAUGUCUUUAUGGGCAAUUGGUAAUUGCGAGAGCUGGUAUCACAAAUUGGUAGGGAAAUCAUGUAUGAUUAAGAAAAUGGUCUCAGGGUAAUUGACACUUCAAAUAUUGGAUCUUUGCUUUUGUCAUAUAUUAAAAUAUUUAUUUAUUAUGAAAUCAAAAAGUAUUGAAGACUGGAAUGCAAAAAGCAAAACUUAGCAAUAUAAACAUUUUAUAGAAUGUUUUCAAACCUUGGGGUAGGAAAAAAUUUCUAAAAUAUAUUCCAGAAUACCCACUCUUGAGUAUAUAUACAUAUACCUGAGAGACUGAUACAUGUACCCGGGGAGUCAUAUACCUUUAUGUUCACUGCAGCAUGAAUUAUAUUAUCAGAAAAUUGGAAACAAAUCUCUGUUCCUUGUGAAAUGGAUGAGUAAAACGUGAUAGAAUCACACAGUAGAAUAUUCUCUAGUGCUUAAGAUAACAAAUUGAUAUAUAUUAACAGAAAGAUCUGGAAAAUCAUGUAGAUUGAAGAAAAAUGAAGUGAUGAAUGUAUUAUGGUACCUGUGUGAAUUUGAAUUAAAUCAACAUUAACCAACACUAGUAUUAAGCAUUGGUUAUGGAUGAACAUUUUUAUGUAAAAGCAUGAAGAAUGGAUUUUAAGGAUAUAUACUCUAUUCUCAAAAGUGGUUGCCUCUAGAAAGAAAGGCAGUAGAAGGGAAAUGGGACCAAGCGUGGCAGUUAAAGAGUACUUCAGUUUUGUAUCUAAAUACCUAUCUCUCAUUAAAAAGAAAUAAAGAUUACAAGUAAAUAUAA